Oryzias melastigma (Indian medaka) is the source of this 3302-nucleotide messenger RNA. It is a transcript of the gene hltf, whose product is annotated as helicase-like transcription factor. The transcript has 25 exons. NCBI's taxonomy places the organism in Eukaryota, Metazoa, Chordata, Actinopteri, Beloniformes, Adrianichthyidae. Bases 155 to 2980 code for a protein of 941 amino acids. Gene Ontology annotation, molecular function: ATP-dependent chromatin remodeler activity; zinc ion binding; hydrolase activity, acting on acid anhydrides, in phosphorus-containing anhydrides. The record is from RefSeq and is a predicted model, not a curated record.
UGAGAUUUUAUUUUGAAAGAUAAAAACGGAAGUAGUAUUCUAGGCGCAGAAGAGUUUCAUUUGAAAGUAGUCCAAACAGAUUCUCCCAGCUGGUCGCAGGUUUUCUGCCGGGAAACCGAACACAAGCUAUCAACACUGAAGGAGGAUUUUAGGCAUGCUUUCCCACUGGUGGAGGUCGGGAUGGGGCAGGUUCAGUGACGUGGACCUCUUCUCAGAACCCAACGAGACUCUGUCCCAGGCCAUCAGAGCUGCAGCCUCCGAGGAGCCGGACGCUGAUGGCAGCGUGCUGUUCGGUUACCUGCGGGGCUCUGUGGUGGGCCUCAGAUACUACACAGGCGUGGUCAACCGAGGGGAGAUGGUGGGUUUGGUGCGGGAGCCUCAAAAUCCAUACGACCGCAAUGCAGUGAUGGUUGCAAACGUUUACGGCAACCAGGUGGGCCACAUCAAGAAGGAGCUGGCUGCAGCCAUGGCCUACGUCAUGGACAACAACCUGGCUAAAGUGGAGGGGGUGGUACCUUUCGGAACUAACAACUCCUUCACCAUGCCGGUCAAUCUGUCCUUUUGGGGCAAAGAAGAGAACAAAACUGCCGUGAUGGAAAGCAUGGCACGGCGAGGAUUCAGACUGGACCCAGACGGAAGCAAAUUAACAGGUCAGAAGUCGUACAGCGUUUCAGGUGGUCAAGGUUCUUCAUCCAAAAAAAGAGUGACCACCCCGCUAACCGCAGAGGAGCUGAAGAAUGCUUUUGAUAACCUGUUCGAAGGUUUGAUGGAGAGUAAAGACGGCGAGAAAGAAGCCGCAGAGUCUGUGGCCACGCCCCUCCUGCCUCACCAGAAACAAGCGCUCUCCUGGAUGUGCGCGCGAGAAAACAAAUGUGCGCUGCCGCCGUUCUGGGAGAAAAGAGGCGAGCUGUACUACAACACCCUGACGUGUUUCUCCUCCAAAGAGGUCCCAGAGAGGGUCCGCGGGGGCAUCCUGGCAGAUGACAUGGGGCUGGGUAAAACUCUGACGACAAUCGCCUUGAUUCUCACCAACUUUCACAAAGGGAAGCCUCUGCCUGUGGAGAAAUGCAAAGAACAGCCCUCACCUUUCAAGGCUAAAACCAAACCAUCAGAAGAUGAAGCUGCCGGAACAAGCGGAGGAGGAGGAGGAGAUCCCUGCUCAGACACAGGAAACAUGGAGGAAACCGAAAAAAAUUUAAAGAAAGGAAAGUUGAAAGCUGCAAAGCGGAAACCCAGUAAAGGUUACACAGACGCUCCGGUGUUGCUGGAGGACCUGGACUUUGCAGCAGCUCUGAGUGGUUCUUCAGCUUCAGGCCCAAAGAAGAAGAAAAAGUCACAGAAGUCCAGCCUCAAAGAUGGCGUAGAGUCUUCCUACUCAUCAGACCCGGACGACACGUCGGCAAGAGCUACUCUCAUCGUCUGUCCUCUUUCUGUGCUCAGCAACUGGCUGGACCAGUUUGAGCAGCACAUUGACCCUGACGUGAAGCUCAACGUCUACCUGUACUACGGAUCCGAUCGCAACAGGAACAAGAAGUUCUUGUCUUCUCAGGACGUGGUGAUCACCACCUACAACGUCCUGUCUACCGACUUCGGAAAUAAAAGCCCCCUACAUGGAGUCGACUGGCUGAGGGUAGUGCUGGAUGAAGGACACUUUAUAAGAAACCCCAAUGCACAGAUGAGUAAGGCCGUGCUCGAGCUGAAGGCUCAGAGACGGUGGAUUCUGUCGGGUACUCCCAUCCAGAACAGCGUGAAAGACAUGUGGAUGCUGCUGGCCUUUCUGCGUCUGAAACCCUUCGACGUCAGAGAGUGGUGGAACCGAGUGAUCCAGAGACCCGCCCUGCAAGGAGAACGGGCCGGCCUGCAAAACCUGCAGAAUUUGGUGAAGUGCAUCACCCUACGGCGGACCAAGAGCAGCGAGGUGAACGGCCAGCGUUUGGUGUCUCUGCCCGACAAGAAGGUUUACGUGGAGCAAGUGGAGCUCAGCCAGCAGGAGAGGGAGGAGUACGAGCUAGCACGCAAUGAGGGGCGGAGCACCAUCGGCAGAUAUGUAUCUGAAGGGAGCGUCUUGAGGAAUUACGCUGAUGUUCUCGUCAUUCUGAUGAGGCUCCGACAGCAUUGCUGCCACCCUGAUCUGCUGGCAAAGACGGCCUCGGAUUUGGGUGCAGGUGCUGCAGCGACGCCCGCAGAGCUGCGGGAGCGUCUCAUAGAGAAGCUGCGCUUGGUGUUGGCCAGCGGUUCUGACGAGGAGUGCUCCGUGUGUUUGGACUCCAUCCGUCUGCCCGUCAUCACUCACUGCGCCCACGUUUACUGCCGACCCUGCAUCGCUCAAGUCAUCAGCAGCGAGCAGGAAAAGCCGAGGUGUCCUCUGUGUCGAAGUGAGAUCAAGAGCAGCGAGUUGGUGGAGUUUCCUCCAGAGGACAUGGAAGAGGAGAGUACGAACUCUGGGAGCUGGAGGACGAGCUCAAAGGUAGAGGCUCUGCUGGGAAACUUACUGAGGCUGCGGGAGGACGACAGCAGCAUCAAGUGUUUGGUCGUGUCUCAGUUCACACGGUUCCUCACCAUCCUGGAGGCUCCACUCAGGGAACACGGGUUCUGUUUUGUGCGUUUGGAUGGAUCCAUGAGCCAAAAGAAAAGGACCCAAGUCAUCAAGGAGUUUCAGAGUUCUGAUGCUCACAGCCCCACCAUCAUGCUGCUGUCACUCAAAGCUGGAGGGGUGGGGCUUAACCUGACUGCCGCCUCCCACGUGUUCCUCAUGGAUCCUGCCUGGAAUCCAGCCACAGAGGAGCAGUGCAUCGACCGCUGCCACCGUCUGGGCCAGAAGAAGAACGUCGUCGUCACCAAGUUCAUUGUGAAGGAUUCAGUGGAGGAGAACAUGGUGAAGAUCCAGAAGAAGAAGCAGGAUCUGGUGGAGAAGGCGUUCGGCUCUGCUGACAAGAAAAACUCUCGCAUCGAUGAGAUCCGAGCUCUGAUGGAGCUGUAGGCGGGACCCUGUGAUGAUCUCCAUGCUUGAUUUUGCAAUUUAAGGAAACUGUACUAAAACCUUUUUGGGUUUUUAAUUUUUGUCAGCUCCUGUUUCUAACUGUCAAACUCUUCACUGAACAAACGAUUCUGUUUCAGAAACUUCCAGUUGAUGCCAGGCUGUAAUUUUACACUAAAAAUAAUUUCCCUAUUUUGAAAAUAAAAUGUCAGCAGUGCUAAUGUUUCUUCAUCUAAACAGGGUUUUAAAAAUCAUUUCUCAUCAUCUGUUCAUUUGAUAUUUGAGAACUUCCAUACAUUUUCUCCUAAAAUAAAGAUUUUUUGCA